Messenger RNA from Vespa velutina, 1776 nucleotides. Its product is annotated as tubulin polyglutamylase complex subunit 2. NCBI's taxonomy places the organism in Eukaryota, Metazoa, Arthropoda, Insecta, Hymenoptera, Vespidae. The transcript has 2 exons. Gene Ontology annotation, biological process: protein polyglutamylation. The record is from RefSeq and is a predicted model, not a curated record. Bases 308 to 1189 code for a protein of 293 amino acids.
CAUGAUCCAAACCCUACCGUUUGGAAAAGACACCCUCUUUACGCUUGUGUGUGUACAACAACACAGAUGGUUUAAUGCGACGAGAAUCGUAUGAACACGAACAAGCAACCAUGUUUGCGACGUUUGUUCGAGGGGUGAAUAGAGAAGUAACGUUGUUCGCUUUGAUAUGCCGUUGCCAUGGCGAUAAACAACUUAAACGAAAGCGAUAUUUUCAGAAAGAAAAGCACCCGGCUUUGUUCAUCCUCGGUUUCUCAUGUCACAAUAAGAUCUCUGACACGUUUAUAUAAGAAAAUAAAAAAAAAAAAAAAUGGAUUCGCGAGGCAGUAGUGAAACAAUGUCAUUUUUCGUCGAUGUCGUUACCGAAGAUUCAUUCUACGAGAAUUUAACAUUAGGUGUCGUCAAGAUUCUCGAAAAUUCGCCAUGCGUUAAAAACGUUCGCGUUAACAGACGAAAUGGUUGCGAACGAAACGCCAUUGCGAAUUGGGAGCAACGACACGGCUGCGUGUUGCCAGAAGACGUGAAGAAUUUCUAUGCCUCGAUCGAUGGUUUUCUACUACAGUGGAAUCUCGAGAUAGCAGGCGAGGAAUUUCCGGUAGGGCGAAUGGAGAUAGGCAAGCUGUCGUCCCUAAAACGUUACCUCGGCGUUGGGAAGGAUCGACAAAGCGGAACGACGGCGAGUCUGGCCACGGAGGAAGGAGGGGACAUCGAACCGGAAGUUGAGAUACUCGUAGGGAGUACCGAGGACGUUGUUACUGGUAACUCAAAGAUUCACACGGUUAAUCCUCGUGGUUCGAAACUCUUUGAGAUAGCUCGAUGCUUUCCCACAAGUUUGGAUGCGAAGGUUUAUUUGGUAUAUACGAAUAAAACUGAACAAACGUCUCCUGAAAUUUGGCUUCAUCAGGAAACUGCAAAUCGAUGGUAUUAUCUGGCCGAUGAUUUUACCAGAUACUUUCGUAUGAUGUUGGUCCAUCUUGGUUUGCCUGUUUGGCAAUGCUGUGUCGUUGGCUUACCUCUGCCAACCUGGGUUGAGCAAGUCUAUUUCUUGGUUGGGCCUCAUCUACUGCCAAAUAUAAUAGAACCAACUGAAACAAUUUCUAGUAGUCUCUGGAACAAUGGUCCAACCAAUCUACUCGAUCCGAACAUUUUCAAGGGUAAAGAAAGUAAGCAAAGAAACCCAAGAAAGAAAUGAUUUUUUUCGUAGUCAUUGCCGUCCUUCUGAUCAUCGUGAUAAAUCUUUCUCUUUCGAGGAAAAAGAAAAAGGAAAGAGAGAGAAAAAAAAAAGAAGGAAGGAUAUCCUGGUGAUCCGUCAAACGUACGAAUCCCUUUAUAUUUUCUUCAGAAGAAAAUGAAAGAAUCGUGCACGCGUAAAAGUGUCUUAGGAACAAAGGUGAAAAGAAAUAUUAUGGGGAGGGGGGAGAAAGUAAAAGGUGACAUUUUAAAAAAUCAACAUCUUGUUUCUUUCUUAUUCGAAAAGAUAAUUUCUACGAGUGUGAGAGAGAAAGAAAAGAAAACUUCCGAUAUCAUCCAUAACCUUUUAGUAAAUAGCACUAGGUAUAUCACUUGGGAUAUAUUGAAAUUGAAUUGGCACACGAUCUCUUCCUCUAUCUUCAUCUCUUCCUCUAUUUUUAUCUCUUUAUCUCUUUCUCUCUCUCUUUUUCUCAUUCUCUCUCUCUCUCUCUCUCUCUCUUUCUCUCUUUCUCUUUCUCUAUCCAUCUCUUUUUGUUUUACUUUCCUCGUUCUUAUUUAAUGCACGUCAUUACGGAUCAGCUCGUUAAA